AUGGCAUUUGCAUCCAAAGUUGGUGGUUCUGAUUGCUUUCGGCUGAAAACCCUUAAUGGAAAGUACACUUGUGGACGAAAUUACAGCAGUAGUCUUGCAUCAAGUAGUUGGGUGUCUCAGAAGAUUGUUAUCAAUAUUAGUAGGGGAGAGAAGAUGAAGAUUGCAACAGUAAUUCAGACCAUUCAGAAUAAAUACAUGGCUAAUAUUUCAAUCAUAAAGGCUUAUUGGCCGAGGAGAAAAGCGAGAGAAGAAAUACAUAGCAAGCUGAGAGAUUACUGUGUAGAGAUUAUGAGGACAAAUCCCGGGUAUAUUAGUCAGAUUUUGAUUGACAGGCCUUCAAUUACACACCUACCAAGGUUUAUGAGGAUGUACAUGUGCCUAGAUUCUAUUAAGCAAGGGUUCUUAGCUGGUUACAGGCCUAUCAUAGGAGUAAAUGGCUGCCACUUGAAGGGUGAUCAUGGUCAACAAUUUUUGGUGGCUGUUGAAAGAGAUCCGAACAAUAAUUAUUUUCCAAUUGCUGUUGUUGCUGUAGAGAUUGAGACCAGAGACAGUUGGAGUUGGUUUAUUAACCUGUUAUUGGAUAAUAUUGGACAUGUCAAUAGAGAAAAGUGGGAUUUAAUGCAAAUUUUUCAAGAGAUAAUACCAGCUUUAAAGCAUAGACUAUACUUGAGACAUCUGUAUGUCAAUUGCAAGAAAGCAUGUGGUGGUGUGACUGUUUUGAGGGACCUAAUUCUAUCAAUAGCUAAAGCUAUAUAUGUAGAGAAAUGGAAGAGGAGGAUGACUCAGCUAAUGCACAUCAACUAA
Messenger RNA from Arachis stenosperma, 804 nucleotides. RefSeq lists its product as uncharacterized. The transcript is spliced from 2 exons. The record is from RefSeq and is a predicted model, not a curated record. Lineage: Eukaryota; Viridiplantae; Streptophyta; Magnoliopsida; Fabales; Fabaceae. Bases 1 to 804 code for a protein of 267 amino acids.